AUGCGCAUGCUCGCAAACCUCCGCAACGUCUCACGCGCGUCGUCCGUGUCGGCACACUUUCGGCGGCACGCCUCCACCGGCACUCGGAAGCACAAGAUCGUCGUCGUCGGCGGUGGGGCAGGAGGUCUCUCCAGCGCCGCAAUGCUCCUCCGGAAGGGCGGUCUGUCGGCAGACGUUGCUGUGGUGGAGCCGUCCAGCAGCCAUUUUUACCAGCCUUUGUGGACGCUUGUCGGAGGCGGCAUCAAAGAGGCGGAGGAGUCUCGCCGGGACAUGGCCAGCGUCAUGCCGAAGGAUGCGACAUGGAUCCAAUCGGCCGCAAAGACUAUCGAUCCCGACGAGCAGGCCGUCAUCCUCGAGUCCGGCGACAAGGUCUUCUACGACUACCUGCUCGUGGCCGCCGGCAUCAAGGUGAACUUUGACUCGAUCGCAGGCCUCAAGGAGACCAUCGGCAAGAACGGUGUCUCUUCGAUCUACGACUUCAACUACUGCACCGAUGCGUGGAAGGAUGUGGAGGCGCUCAAGAGCGGCACGGCUCUCUUCACGAUGCCGAGCACCGCAGUGAAGUGCGGCGGCGCGCCACAGAAGAUCAUGUGGGUGGCGGAGGACUACUGGCGCCACCAAGCAAAGGUGCGCGACAACAUCCACAUCGAGUUCAUGGCGGGCACCGGCGCUAUCUUUGCGGUGCCAAAGUAUGCGGCAGCGCUCGAGGGCAUCCGAAAGGAGCGCGGCGUCGAGACGUCCUUCAAGCACGAGCUAAUCAAGGUGGACGGGCCGAACAAGGUGGCCACCUUCCAGACGGACGAGGGCCCGGUCGAGCGCAGCUACGACCUGCUGCACGUAGUUCCCCUCAUGGGUGCGCACGACUGGAUCAAGGGGUCGAAGAUUGCCGACCCCGACACUGGGUACGUGACCGUCGACAAGGACACGCUGCAGCACACCGCCUACCCAAACGUCUUUGCGAUCGGCGACUGCUCCAACACGCCCAACUCCAAGACGGCCGCCGCCGCGCCCGUUGUGGUGCACAAUAUGCGCCGUGUGAUGGCGGGGAAGGCGCCCAAUGCGACCUACGACGGGUAUGCAUCGUGCCCCAUCGUGACGGGUCGGGGCAAGCUGAUCCUUGCCGAGUUCAAGUACGGGAACGAGCUCGCCGAGUCGCAGAGCUGGUACCUGGACCAGGGCAAGGAACAGCUCCCCUUCUUCUACUUGAAGAAGUACGUGUUUCCGAACUUUAUGCUGCCCGGCCGCUGGUAUGGCACGCGCACCAUUUUCGAGCCCUCCUUCCCCGACCCCGCCUGA
This is a messenger RNA of Emiliania huxleyi CCMP1516, 1296 nucleotides long. Its product is annotated as sulfide quinone reductase-like protein. NCBI's taxonomy places the organism in Eukaryota, Haptophyta, Isochrysidales, Noelaerhabdaceae. Gene Ontology annotation, cellular component: mitochondrion. The record is from RefSeq and is a predicted model, not a curated record. The transcript is spliced from 8 exons. Gene Ontology annotation, molecular function: FAD binding; sulfide:quinone oxidoreductase activity. The coding region runs from base 1 to 1296 and encodes 431 amino acids.